This is a messenger RNA of Notothenia coriiceps (black rockcod), 2530 nucleotides long. Its product is annotated as paired box protein Pax-2a. Gene Ontology annotation, biological process: anatomical structure development; regulation of transcription by RNA polymerase II. Lineage: Eukaryota; Metazoa; Chordata; Actinopteri; Perciformes; Nototheniidae. Gene Ontology annotation, molecular function: DNA-binding transcription factor activity, RNA polymerase II-specific; RNA polymerase II cis-regulatory region sequence-specific DNA binding. The transcript is spliced from 7 exons. The record is from RefSeq and is a predicted model, not a curated record. The annotation marks the transcript as partial.
GUAUCCCACGUAGGGCACGGGGGUGUGAACCAGCUCGGCGGGGUGUUUGUGAACGGCAGACCCCUCCCGGACGUGGUGCGGCAGCGGAUCGUGGAGCUGGCCCACCAGGGGGUUCGGCCCUGCGACAUCUCCAGACAGCUGCGGGUCAGCCACGGCUGCGUCAGCAAGAUCCUGGGCAGGUAUUACGAGACUGGCAGCAUCAAACCCGGUGUGAUUGGUGGAUCUAAACCUAAAGUGGCCACUCCAAAAGUGGUGGACAAAAUCGCAGACUACAAGAGACAAAACCCCACCAUGUUUGCUUGGGAGAUCAGAGACAGACUGCUGGCGGAGGGCGUCUGCGACAACGACACAGUGCCCAGCGUCUCAUCCAUUAACAGGAUCAUCCGAACAAAAGUCCAGCAGCCUUUCCAUCCGUCUCCUGAUGGGUCGUCCCUGACGCCAGGCCAUACUAUAGUACCGAGCCAAGCCUCUCCGCCUGUAACCAGCGCCUCCAACGACCCAGCGGGAUCAUACUCCAUCAACGGGAUUCUGGGUAUCCCCCGAUCCAACGGCGAAAAGAGGAAAAGAGAUGAAGGUCGAGAUAUGUCCAACACAACCCUACCUGGGUACCCCCCCCACGUUCCGCCCACGGGCCAGGGCAGCUAUCCGACCUCCACGCUCGCCGGAAUGGUUCCUGGGAGUGAGUUUUCGGGGAACCCCUACAGUCACCCACAGUACACAUCCUACAAUGACGCCUGGCGAUUCAGUAACCCAGCAUUACUAAGUUCCCCUUAUUAUUAUAGUGCCGCAUCCAGAGGCUCCGCCCCUCCCACUGCUGCCACUGCCUAUGACCGUCACUAGUUCCCAUGGGAACCAAAUCAACCUGCAGGACCCAUGGUGGAAGCAUGGUCCACUGGACACUGAGCAACUGCGCAUAAAAUCUUCCCGGCUCACGAUGAGAAACUAAAUUUUUUGGGGGGGGGGGGAUUCCAGACGACUUCUCUCCUCGCAGCUUUUUUUGGACACUUAAAGCCAAAAAAAUACCUACAAGAAGAUCAUCAGAGACACUAAAAUAAAAUCACCCGACACACAUGCUGAAAACUGUGGCUAAUUGCAGGAAAAAAAAGACGAAAAAAAAGACUAAAAACAAAGGUCUCUGGUUUUGUUUCCCUGUGGCACAGGUUCAUCCCAUCACGGAUCAAUACUGAACAUUCCUUUUCUUGACGGCUCUCAGCAGGGACGCUGUCCAGAGCUUAAUAUGUAGCAGCAGCCUUUUUCUUUCCUGUUACCAUUCGUCUCCCACUCCGAUUCAGAUGGCAGCGCAAUGAGAUCAGAGGAGAUCAGCAGCAGCACACGCAGGCUGUGGCAGGCUAACGUUGUUUUGAUCCAUCUAAGCAGUCACCGACCAAACAUCCAGCAUGAGUAAAUCGAUCCUUUUUGAUGCCAUGAGAAGAUUAGGACAUGUUCUCUGUGAUACACAAUCAAGAUGUAAAAAUGAAAAUGAAGUAAAUAAAGAAACAUCCAUUUGAAAAUAGAGGGAGCCAUGACAAUAUAUCACCAUGGCCCGCUAUUUGCAAGAUUUCAAGAAACUAGUAAAUAUAUUCUUAAAAUGAUUUUUUUAUUUCAUUUUUAUAAUUCGUAAACGACUAAACUGCGGACUGCUUGGCUAGUGUUUUCCUAUUUCUUAUUUGUCAGGAUACAAAAUGUCAUCAGGCAAAACAUUUGUGUUUUUUGUUAAUUUUGCACUAUGUUGGUGGUUUGCAACACUGGAGCGUUAUUAUGCAGAAAAAUGACGAUGCAUAUUUGCUCUAUUUCAUGAAAUUGGCUGUAAGUCUAAUAAGUCUCAGUCUGAAAAGGCACUUCCCACGUUUUCCUGUAAUUCAAGGCCCAUCAUGUCACUGCCUUGACGUGCACUACUAUGUUCUCACCGCUUACAUUUCUAUUUAAGUUGAUUAAGUCUUUGGCAUUCAACCACAGAAAAAGGAUAUAACAGCCAUCCCAAGUCACACCAGUGUCAUUUGUCAAGUUUGAUUUCCCAAGCAUUCAUUCUGACGACUCUAAUAACGUCAAAAAGCAGGGCGACGAUUUCAGCUAAAUGCCUUAAACAUGUUCCCUCCUAACUUCAUGUUUCAGGCCGAGUUACUUCUUUAAAUCACGCUGGAAUGAUGGUUUCCUCAUCUGUCAAGUGAAUGUAUUUGCAUUUGCCAAAGACUUAGUUCUUGUUAGUGUUUAUUUACAGGCCGCCUAUAUGCAUCAUGAGAGCAGUAUUAUUAUUAUUAUUAUUAUUAUGAAUUAUUAUUAUUAGGGAAACCCACGUUGUUCAUGACGAAAAGUAUAUGUAUAAAUUCUAUGCAGUGCAGAGAUGGUCAUCAUAUGCAUAUUCAGCUGUAAACCUAAAGGUAGGUGGAGUUUAUUUAAUUGUUAUGUUAUUUACAAAUUGUUCAUUUUCGUAGAAGGAUUUUGUGUGUGUGAUGUGAAGACACUUCUCUGUAAAUACAGUAAGAAAAAUGGUCUUUCAUGUUCAUGGGUAUUAUCACUUUCAUUAUGCUGG